This is a messenger RNA of Hordeum vulgare subsp. vulgare (domesticated barley), 1219 nucleotides long. RefSeq names its product gamma-glutamyl peptidase 5-like. Lineage: Eukaryota; Viridiplantae; Streptophyta; Magnoliopsida; Poales; Poaceae. The coding region runs from base 127 to 978 and encodes 283 amino acids. The record is from RefSeq and is a predicted model, not a curated record. The transcript is spliced from 4 exons. Gene Ontology annotation, cellular component: cytosol.
GCCAAUUUAGCCAGCCAGCCAGCCAGCCAGCGAGCGAGCGCAAUCCCGUCCGUCGCCCAAUCCCAUUCCCCGAUCCCUCCUCCUCGGCGCUCGCUCGCUCGCUCGCUCGCCGACGCCGCGGUCGGCAUGGGGAUGGGGCCGCUGGAGACCGCCGUCGAGGCUGGCCGCGCCGCCGCGCCGGUGCCGGUGGUGACCGCGGCGGGAGGGGGGACGUACGCGCUGCUGCAGUGCGGGGAGGACUCGGCGUACGUGCGGGACGCGUACGGGGGCUACUUCGAGGUGUUCCGCGCGCUGCUGGCGGAGGACGGGGAGCGGUGGCGGGUGUACCGCGCCGUGCGCGGGGAGCUGCCGUCCGACGAGGACGCGGCGGGGGUCGACGGCUUCGUCAUCUCCGGCAGCUGCAGCGACGCGCACGGCGACGAGCCGUGGAUCCUCGCCCUCGUCGACCUCGUCCGCCGCCAGCUCGCCGCCGGCAAGCGCGUCCUCGGCGUCUGCUUCGGCCACCAGGUCCUGUGCCGGGCGCUGGGCGGGAAGACGGGGAGGUCGUGCAAGGGGUGGGACAUCGGCGUGAGCUGCAUCCACCCCACCGCCGCGGCGGCGAGGCUCUUCGCGCCGCUCAAGAUGCCGGUGCACCUGCCCAUCAUCGAGUUCCACCAGGACGAGGUGUGGGAGCUGCCUCCUCACGCCGAGGUGCUGGCCCGGUCGGACAAGACCGGCGUGGAGAUGUUCCGGCUCGGCGACCGCGCCAUGGGCGUCCAGGGCCACCCCGAGUACAGCAAGGACAUCCUCAUGAGCAUCGCCGACCGCCUCCUCCGCCAGAACCUCCUCCUGGGCUGUCAGGUGGACGUGGCCAAGGCGAGCUUCGACGUGCGGCAGCCGGACAAGGAGUUCUGGAAGAAGGUGUGCAGGGGCUUCCUCAAGGGCAGGCUCCAGCCGCAGCAGCAGCAGCAGAAGCAGCAACAUAAGCUGCAGCUAUAGGAGUUGGAGCAGGAGGAGGAGGAGGAGACGGCGGCGGGUCUGAGAAGGAGGCCGUCGCCGCCGCCGGAGGAGGAGGAGGAGGACAUAGUAGCGUUACUGAGCUGGAGGGGAUUGUUAUUGCGAGCCUAGAAUUAAUCCUUAUUUUUCUGCUUCGAAGCUUGACACCAUCCACCAUCAUCAUCUUGUACAGAAAACCGCCUAUUUAUUCGAAGCAUUUUAAUAAAGAGCGAUCGGGUGCUAA